AUGUCCCUCCUCUCCCUGCCUCCUCAGUCCCCGUGUCCACUAUGUCCUAUAUUCACUAACACCAAAGUCUUUCUUCUUGUGUCCCCUGUUUUGCAGCUGGACCUUCAGUGGGUGCAAGUUCUCAGUGAGGGCUGGGCCAGCCCUUUGACAGGGUUCAUGCGGGAAUCAGAAUAUUUGCAGUCCCAACAUUUCGGUUGUCUUUUAAAUGGAGGUGUCACUAACCAGUCCAUCCCCAUUGUAUUACCGGUACAUACACACGACAAAGAGAGGCUAAGUGGUAAGCAGGCGAUAGCCUUGUUCUACGAAGAUCGUGCUGUGGCCAUUCUUCGCAAACCCGAAUUCUUCAAACACAACAAAGAAGAACGCUGUUGUCGACAGUUUGGGACUUGCAACAAAGGACACCCCUACAUAAAGAUGAUCUUUGAGAGUGGAGAUUGGUUGGCUGGAGGAGAUUUGGAGGUUCUCGACCGAAUCACCUGGAAUGAUGGAUUGGACGAGUACCGUCUCACCCCCAAGGAAUUACGGGUGAAGUUCAAAGAAAUGAAAGCAGAUGCCAUUUUUGCCUUCCAACUGAGAAAUCCAAUCCACAAUGGCCACGCCCUUCUGAUGGACGACACGAAACGCAAGCUGAUUGAGAGAGGUUACCAGAAGCCUGUGUUGCUACUUCAUCCUCUAGGCGGAUGGACAAAAGAUGACGACGUCCCCUUAUCGGUCCGUAUGAAACAACACAAGGCUAUCUUAAGUGCUGGAGUAUUGGACCCUGAAUCUACGGUGCUUGCUAUAUUCCCAUCACCCAUGAUGUACGCAGGACCGACUGAGGUCCAGUGGCAUGCUAAAGCCAGAAUGUCGACAGGGACCAACUUUUAUAUAGUCGGACGUGAUCCAGCUGGAAUGCCCCAUCCGGAUACCAAACAGGACCUUUAUGAUCCAACACACGGUGGCAAGGUCCUUACUUGUGCCCCGGGCCUGAACCAACUUGAAAUCGUGCCGUUCCGGGUUGCAGCUUACAAUAUGAAACUGAAGAAAAUGGACUUUUUCGAUCCGGAGAAGAAAGAAGAUUUUGAUUUCAUAUCUGGUACUCGCAUGCGUAAAAUUGCUCGUGACGGUGAAUCACCACCCGAUGGCUUUAUGGCCCCAGAGGCAUGGGCUGUUCUCCAAGAAUAUUUCCGUUCUCAGAAGAAUAAUAGCUAACUAAUCCAAAUGGGGUAAAAAAUUAUAGUAUUAAUAAUAUAUAUAUAUAUAUAUAAAUUUAUCUAUUUAUCUAUCUGUGUUUAUGUAUAUACAUAUAUAUGUAUGUGUAUAUAUGUACAGAUAUAUAUAUAUAUAAUAUAUAUAUAUAUAUAUAUCUGUGUGUGUGUGUGUAUAGAUAGCCUAAAUUAUAAUGCAAACAGAAGUAAAAAAAAACAGUGUAAUAGAUUUACAUGCAGGAAAAAUAGAAGGAAAAGCGUUCUAUGUUUUGAGCAUAUGCUCUUCAUCAGAAAGAAUAGUUGAGGUGAGACAAAACACGGAGAAAGAAAA
Messenger RNA from Octopus sinensis (East Asian common octopus), 1518 nucleotides. Its product is annotated as bifunctional 3'-phosphoadenosine 5'-phosphosulfate synthase. Gene Ontology annotation, biological process: sulfate assimilation; 3'-phosphoadenosine 5'-phosphosulfate biosynthetic process. Bases 1 to 1191 code for a protein of 396 amino acids. Gene Ontology annotation, molecular function: adenylylsulfate kinase activity; sulfate adenylyltransferase (ATP) activity. The transcript has 7 exons. Lineage: Eukaryota; Metazoa; Mollusca; Cephalopoda; Octopoda; Octopodidae. The record is from RefSeq and is a predicted model, not a curated record.